AUGGUCACAAUUUUCAUGGCGACCAGUAGUAACAGUAACAGUUCUGAAUCAUAUGGUGUGGAAAUAACGGGCACGGGCGUCAUAAAUGAAGUCGUUGAAUUGCAAGGUCGCGGCAGUGUCCAUUUCCAUGUAUACAUUUGUGAGCAUGCAGAAGUAUUCGCAUUGCUACGUCACACAUCAAGUGGAGAAAAAGAGCAAGUGAUAUUCACGAUAGCAGUCAUUCGAACUGUUCUCAACUCGUUCCAGGUGCUCAAAAUUGACUCUGUUCUGCCUGGUUCUGCCACCCUCCUUUUGAACGCACUGAGGGCGAAGCUAAUUGCGGAGGGUGUCCUGGACGAUAGGGCGUAUGUGGUGAUCGCGGGUCCUGCAAACACGUAUGGACACUACAUCACGACGCGCGAGGAGUAUGGCGUGCAGAGAUACGAAGGUGCUAGUACGAUAUUUGGACCUGCUACGCUCGACGCGUACAUCCAUCAGUACAGCGAGCUCGUUCCGUAUCUCGGGGAUAGUGCCAUCGGGAUGCCGUCAUCGAAUGCAGCUCCUCCGGAGCAGACGAGUAAGGCGAUCUCGUUGCAGCUCGAUCUAAAGGUUGCUUCUCUUUUGAAUAUUGAAUAUUAAUAAUGAAUUGUUUAUUAAAUUUGCUCAAAGUUGCACUCACGU
Suillus discolor is the source of this 660-nucleotide messenger RNA. Its product is annotated as Neutral/alkaline non-lysosomal ceramidase-domain-containing protein. The coding region runs from base 1 to 618 and encodes 205 amino acids. NCBI's taxonomy places the organism in Eukaryota, Fungi, Basidiomycota, Agaricomycetes, Boletales, Suillaceae. The record is from RefSeq and is a predicted model, not a curated record. Gene Ontology annotation, cellular component: extracellular region. Gene Ontology annotation, molecular function: N-acylsphingosine amidohydrolase activity. The transcript has 7 exons. Gene Ontology annotation, biological process: long-chain fatty acid biosynthetic process; ceramide catabolic process; sphingosine biosynthetic process.